Phytophthora sojae is the source of this 960-nucleotide messenger RNA. RefSeq lists its product as hypothetical. Bases 1 to 960 code for a protein of 319 amino acids. NCBI's taxonomy places the organism in Eukaryota, Oomycota, Peronosporomycetes, Peronosporales, Peronosporaceae. The transcript has a single exon. The record is from RefSeq and is a predicted model, not a curated record.
AUGGAUCAAUUCCUACAAGAACGGAGUCUCACUUCAGUCCCAAAAACGGACCCAACCACGGCGAAGCGAAGGAGGCAGAUCCCAGCUUACCUACGAACACAGGACGUGGACAUGGAGUCGGUAGGAUCUCACGAUCAUCCCGAGAACUGGGAGUAUGACCCGGACGACGUGGGAGCAGUGGGCACCCGGAGGCUAGCUGCAGCCUCUACAGCUGCAUCAACGACACCGCUAGCCGGAACAGCCACGAUCCAGCGGGUUAGGAUCUCGGCUAUCUCAGACCUGAAGGAUUUCACUGGGAAGGACCACGACGAAGAACGCGCACGAGCCUGGAUCAACAAAGUCAAGUCAGCCUUCACGAGGGACCAAGCGUCGGAUGAGGAGAAGUGCCUCACCUUCGCGGAUCUCCUCACAGGCCCGGCCAGAAACUGGUAUCGACAACUGAGCCGGUCGACGCGAACGAAAUGGGCAGACUUGGCGAAGGAAUUUCAGUCACAGUAUUGUCGAUUGGGGGUGUCAGUAGCGUGGCAGUACUACCACGCGCGUAAGCGCGGGGACGAACCUCCGCUGGAGUAUCUACAUCGGUUGAAUGUAGCGGGCAUGCGCGCCCGCGUUAGGAUCAACGACGGGGAUUCCAAGGCUCGUCGCGAGCACGUGGAGCACUUCAUCGAAAUCUUAGGAGACUCUGAGUUUGCAGACCAGCUGACCCUGUUACGGUUGAGGGACGCAGAAGAGCUGGAGGUAGUGCUACGACCGCGAGAGCGAUCGAAGUCUAGACACAAGAAGCCGGCAGGAGGCAGCAAGUUCCGACCGAAGCCAGCAGCGAUGCCGCAGCCGUCGGCACCCGCGCGAGCGGUACGAACAAUGCAUCUACCAGUGUCGGACAGUGAGUCUGACACAGACGAGUCAGGAUCGGAGGGAGAGCUACACCGAGCAUACGUGGCCGCGACAAGAGGAUCGUAA